AUGGCGCGUCAGGAACCACACCAGGGGCAGGUGGCGGCGCUGGAGGAGUCCACUGCCCCCACGGCGGCGGCUGGUGGGGGUGCGACUGAGGUCGCCACGGCUGUUGAGAUGACGGUGGGAUGUGGGGUGGACCUGGGCCGGGCGGGCGGGACUGCCGCUGCCGCUCACGGCGGCUCAUCUUCACCCUCUGCCACCCCCCGGACCGCAUCGCGGCUUGCUGAGGGGCGGGGGCCGGUCGCGGAGCAGGGACAGUCGGGGGAGGUGGGACUGGCGGAAUCCCCGGCACCGAUGGCUACGGUUGAGAUCGCUGCGGUUGUGACCGCCGCGGCGAGGAGACGGGAUAGGGAGGCGGGCGGAGUGGAAGUGACGGCGGCCGUUGCGUCCGACGGAACGUCUGCUACGGACGAGGGCGUAGGCACGCAGGAGCACGGCCAGGCGGGGGGCGGUAGACAGGACCGCGGGAAGAACGUCGCCGCUCCCGUCGCCCGCGGGAAGAAGGGGAAGAAGCCGCGCGCCCAGCCAGCAGCGAGGCGGCCCGGAGCAGGGCUGGGACCUGGUCCCCCGGGACCCCUCCUGGGCUGGCUGCUGCAAGGGCAGUCGCCACAAGCGCCAACGCGUCCGUCGUCAUCGCAGGCCGGGCCGUCACAACAGAUCGCCGCCGACGAAGUGAUCGUGCCAACGAUCCCGCCGCCUGCGGAGCCUGGCACGGUCGACGGCGCCGCACCACCAGCGACAGAGGUGGCGGCCGCAGCAGAGGAGAUCGCACCCCUGCAGACUGGCACUAGGCGCUCGACAAGGCAGGGGCCUAUCACCUGGGGCCCGCCACGUGGCGGACGAACACCGUGGAUGCCGGUGGGGCGAGGGGCAGGCAAUGUGGCGGCGGGAAUCGCUGGCGGCGCUGGAAGGGGAGUGCGCGGAGGUCUGCGUGGAGGACUGCGGGGGGGACGGGGAAGGCGCAAUCCGGUCGCUAGAUCUGAUGUGCCUGUACGGACUGGACCUUGGCGGGAACGCCACGAUAGGCCGGAAAUACAGGAGGCCGGAGCGAAUGAGGAGCGAGAGGCAUCUGGCAACUGCAGGGAUGACCCAGAGUUUAUGGGUGGUGAGGAGGAGGAGUCUGAGGAAAUCUCCUUGGACGAGGAGCAGGAACCUGGCAGGAGAGCCACACAGCGCCGAGGGGGGGCAGCGACAGGGGGAAAUAUCCAAGAAAAUCCAGGGGGUGGAGAAGAGCCAGCCACGGAGGACACUGAUGUGCCAUCCCCUGCCGAUCUGGCUGGCGAUGACGCCAUCUGGCUGGCUGCGGGGGCGUGGAAUAUGGACAUCCUUCAGAAGGGGGAACAGCCUUUCCUGGUCCGCCGCUUACCACCCCAGAUUCUGGACAGAUACACUCUGUGCAUGCUAGCCGCACUUCAUCGCCUGGACAAGAACCCGAGCUGCCCAGGUGGCUGGUUGGUGCUUCAAUUCCUACCGAGGCUCACGCUCAGGCCCGCCCCCGAACCUGUUACUGGGAGCCGCUGGACGCACAUCGAGGCGCGCCUUCACAAAUUUCAGAAGGGCGAGUGGGUUGACCUUUUCGAGGAAGCCGGGGUCAUCCCCGACACAGGAGGAAGUGCUGCUACUUUUCGCCAACGUGGUCAAUCGGCUCCUUAG
Closterium sp. Naga37s-1 is the source of this 1647-nucleotide messenger RNA. Lineage: Eukaryota; Viridiplantae; Streptophyta; Zygnematophyceae; Desmidiales; Closteriaceae. The record is from the annotation of a GenBank genome assembly.